AUGUCUGUGCUCCUUGCUUUCGCGCUCUUCCUGGUGGUCGACUCGAAGGUGAUCGAUGAGCACAAUGCAUCGGCAGCGUUCGGCGAGGAGCGCCUCACCACCGCCUUGGUGUACGUGGUCCCCGCGCUCAUGUGCCGACCCGUCUUGCUUCACCGCCCCCAUCUUCGGCUCUCGUGGCUGGCCUUCUUGCUGUGCUUCUUCGGCUUCGGGCAGGACGUGGUGCUGGACAGCGUCGCCUUCCCUGCCCCGCUUUCGCGUCCUGGGGUCGUGAUGGUGGAUAUGCCGCCGGGCCUGCUGGGCGCGUCAGACGCUCCAGAGCUGAAGCACCUCGUGACGGACAAGAUCGUGACCGCCGUCGGCGUCGCAACGGUGACGAUCAACAACAAGGCGCCCAUCGUGAGCUCCGCGACUUGGGCGUACCGCUGCCUGCACAUCGUAUUCAUGUUGUUGCGCCUCAGCGGGCGGCCGCCUGGCACUCUUUUCCACGCGAUGCAG
Molecule: messenger RNA, 495 nt
Organism: Prorocentrum cordatum
Lineage: Eukaryota; Dinophyceae; Prorocentrales; Prorocentraceae
Source: the annotation of a GenBank genome assembly